GUUGCGCAAACCGCAAACACCGCCGAGGGCUCAAUGUCACGGAGGAUUUUUACCAAACUGGAAGAGAUAAGCCGCUUUUAAAUCACUGAUAUCGAUAGAUUUGGAUGCAAAUCGGAUAUUCUUCAGUAAGGCAAUGACCUCUUGAAGAGGUCCCUCAGUGUUCCUCCCUCUUACUCCUCUGAAGUUGCAGUUCCACAGGUCCACCAUGUCCACCCAGAUGUGUACAGUGGUAAAGCUGCUUAUGCGCUCUGGUUGUUGCCAUACCAUCAGAAGAAAAUCCUCUUUGCACGAGGCAGUGUUGGUCCCCGUGGGUCCCUCUAAACUCUGUGUCCCUGGGGCUCCUGUGCUUCAUAGAAGGGCCUACAGCUUCGACUCUUUCUCUUUGGUCCCUGGUCGACCCACACUUGGCUCAAACUCCCAACAGUCACAAGGAGAAAAGACAUCUCCCUCCUCAGCACUCACACACAGGAACCUGUCUGCAGUGGCUUUACAGGGCCAGUAUCGUCCUCUGUCUCAGUAUGACAUCCUGGAUCCUGGGAGUGACGAAGCAAAUUUAUGCCUUGUUCAGGCCUGUAGAUCAAAGCGACACUUCAUAGUGGACCCAGACCUGGCUCAACGGGUAGCAGAGCUUGUGGUUCCUGAAGAUGUUAAAACUGUUGUCUUCGAUUGUAACCCAGGUCCAGGGGUGUUGACCAGGAAACUUCUUAAAGCUGGAGCUCAGAGAGUUGUGGUUCUUGAAGGGGAUAGGGCCUUCCUACCUGACCUACAGUACUUGGAAGCUAAACUCGAUGGUCAGCUGGAAACGGUUCACUGUGACUACUUCAGACUAGACCCCAUUGGCAGUGGAAUCGUGAAACCCCCGGGCAUGUUUAGUGACAAACUGUUCACUAACCUGGGAAUAUCAGAGACUAGCUGGACUGAUGACAUCCCAGUGAAGGUGGUGGGUAUCCUGCCCGCGCGCAAUGAGCGUAGCCUGCUACUGAAGAUGGUAUAUGCUUUGUUUGAAAGGCUGUCAGUCUACAGAUAUGGAAGAAUAGAGCUCAACUUCUUCAUGAGCGAGAAGGAAUACAUGAAACUGGUUGCACCACCAGGUGACAUGGUAACCUACAGAGCCUUCGGUGUCUUCUGGCAGAUUGCCUGCGAUAUCGAACUGCUGCACAAGGAACCCUUGGAGUCGUUUGUGAAUUCUUCAAAACAGCGUGGACAUCCUUCUAAGGGGAAGGUUGCCAACAACUACAUGUACCUUGUGCGUCUGUCUCCACGGGCUGAUCUAUUCUCUACAGGCCUCACUCCUACUAAUGCUUUAACUCUGCUGGUGAUGAUCAAACAGUGUCUAGCAAAGAGGAAGGCCAGGCUUUCUGACCUGCUCAAUCGGUGGUCUCCAGGCAGUGGCGGAAAGCUGUUGUUGGAGAUGGGUAUGGAUGAGGACAUACGGACAGGCCAAGUAUAUCCAGAGGAGUAUCUUAACCUCUUUCUGCUGAUGGACAAGAGUCAGGAGUUCACACAGAGCUGGCUUUAUGACGAGAUUCUGGAGAACCCACUGAGGCAGGGCUGGGUCUAAAAUAUAGACCUACAGGUUAUGUGUACAGUUUUGUAGAAAUUAAAUUCAAAAACAGACAUGCAUAAUUAAAUCAUAAUUUAAUUUAACUCAGAAUAAUAUAAUGUGUGAUGAAGUAAUAUGGGGGACACAGAAAAUACAUGCAUACAUACAUGCAGACACAAAAAAAGCAAUAAAAAAUUCUCAUGAAAUGAACGCAGAAGAAUAACUUCAUCUGGCAUUUUUGUUACCUGACAUACUACACUUUUGUAGGAAGUCAAUGCAGUGAUGAAGUUUGUGACUUGCUGUAAGUUGGGGUGAUAUAGCCAUUAGUUCAUAUGCCCCCCUAUGUUUUGCUGAGCUGGGAGUCUUAUGAGGUGAAAUGUAAGACAAAAACUUAGUAGCAUAAAUGAUUCUUUUUUGGGGGGUCUUCGUUGAGAUUUGUUUCUUUUCCAGUGGGAUAAAAAAAUGGUUUCUGCCCUGAAAAGAUUUAAAAUUGUUGCAAAAUAAAGGUCAUAUGAUUAUCCUGGGAAAGAAAAUUCCCUGUAUGAAGAUGAGCAGCAUGUCCAAGGUGGAUGGAAAAAAAAGCGUCAUGGAUGCACCAGGUCAUGCAAAUGAUUUUGUAACUCAGAAAUGUUCACGUAUUCAAAUGAUUGAUAAAACUGCAGUUUUGCUGAUGCAGCAUUCUGUGACAGCGGACAACACCACCUUGUAUGUAUCCUGUAUUGCGUAAUUUUUCCAGAGUGUCAGUGCAAGAUCAUUUUUGAUUGUAUAGUGUUAAGUCUGAUAUUUUUAUACAUUCAUUGUGUGUGCAUAAGCUUUACUGAAAUAUGUCAAAAACUGUGUAAUCUGCAUAUGUGAAAUGAUUUGUGAAGAAAUAAUUAAAUCCGAAUUUCAUAUGUGGUGUGUGUGUGUGUGUGUGUGAGAGAGAGAGAGAGAGAGUGAGUGUGUGUGUGUGUGAGAGAGAGAGAGAGAGAAAGAGAGUUGGGAGGGUGAGGGGGAUAUACUACCACGACACAUCAAUACACAUAUGUGUGUUUUGCUAAAAAAAAUUUAUCAAAAGUUUUGAUAAAAUUCAGUAGCUAAUGAUUUAUGAUUUUUUAGGAUUUCAUCAUAAAAAGGUGUGUCUUCGAAACUCAGAAAGGUCUUAACUACUGAAUAGUUGUGGUGUCAGUGUGUGGAAAUAAAAGUUUUUACCUUAUAUCAGACAGCUCAACAACAUUAAACACUGCUUUAAGCCAAAUGCAAA
Molecule: messenger RNA, 2786 nt
Organism: Plectropomus leopardus (leopard coralgrouper)
Lineage: Eukaryota; Metazoa; Chordata; Actinopteri; Perciformes; Serranidae
Gene: tfb2m
Product: transcription factor B2, mitochondrial
Biological process (GO): transcription initiation at mitochondrial promoter; rRNA methylation
Cellular component (GO): mitochondrial matrix
Molecular function (GO): mitochondrial transcription factor activity; rRNA (adenine-N6,N6-)-dimethyltransferase activity
Source: RefSeq, a predicted model, not a curated record